Messenger RNA from Gloeophyllum trabeum ATCC 11539, 1092 nucleotides. RefSeq lists its product as uncharacterized. The record is from RefSeq and is a predicted model, not a curated record. Lineage: Eukaryota; Fungi; Basidiomycota; Agaricomycetes; Gloeophyllales; Gloeophyllaceae. The transcript is spliced from 5 exons. The coding region runs from base 1 to 1092 and encodes 363 amino acids.
AUGUCCGCCCCGAAUACCACAUUUGUCCUUCCUCCGGGUGUCAUCAACCCAGAAACGCCACUGGCUUACCUGCCCUCGGUCUUGGCGACCCAAUUCGAAGCGUCUCGCUAUCUGUACAUCGCAUCGCUCAGUGCAUGGAUCUGGGACUUCCUCUUGUCUCUCAAAGAAGACUACACUCUGCUUUCACGUUAUAGGCUGAAUAUUCCUACAAUGGUGUACUUCGUGUCUCGGAUCGCGUCGUUGGCUUACGUGACCACUUCUACUGUCUUUCAAGUAUCACCUAUUGGGUCAUGUCAGGCAUUGCAGUACGCGUUAGGAUGGUGCUAUGUUGUGGCUGGGCCAUCCACGUCACUCCUCUUUUUAUUCCGCAUUCGCGCCGUCUUCUUCCACAAUAAGCCCGUGGUGCUUCUCUUCUCUCUUCUAUGGCUUGCGGUCCUAGGCACCGCUUUCACGGUUCCAUUUGCCAUAACCGGAGAACACAUUGGACCUACCCAAAGGUGCAUUAAUACCGCAGUCAAGUCAUUCAGCUCUUCGUCCAUUAUUGUCGGUGGCAUCUUCGACUCACUUGUGUUCUUAACAAUCUCCUACCGACUUCUCACCACAAACCUGGUGGAAGAGACCUGGUCUUCUCGUCUGAAUUCCUUCCUCAGCGGCUCUGGGUUCACGAGACUCCCAGCUGCCCUCCUCCAAGGCGGACAGAUGUACUAUCUCGCUACUUCAGGGGUGAACAUCUUUACAAUUAUCAUGGUGCUCACUCCAAGCGUACCGGCCGUGUAUCACGCAAUGUUUACUGUUCCCAAUCUUGCGCUUGAAAAUGCGAUGGCAGGUCGAGUGUUCCGGCAGCUCAAGCUUGGCAUGCUCCAUGGCGGAGAGGAGACAUUGAUCAGGGGUGAUUCGUGGCAACAGAGAUAUGGUCAAGCUUCCAGAGGCGGAAAGGUCAAUGCUACUAUUGACAUGGAAUCAAGCAGUGGCACACAUGCACUACAUACCCUGACCUCAUCUGCAAGAGGUAUACAGGUAAAGGUUGAUGAAGUGAUCUCCACCGAUGUUUCCUCUGCAAAGCAGGCGCCCCUAAACUCUGAUUCUAUUUAG